UGAACGAGGCCUAAGUUGUCGUCGCAGUGACUCUAGGUCCUACAGGGCGACUGCACUUCCAAGUAACGGGGAAGGCACCCACUGGUUACCUUCGCCUACUUUGACCACGGCGUUUGUAGGAACAGCGGCUCCUCUUUCCUGGUGUAGAUCGGAGAGCGGCUGCAAAGAGCAGCAGGGUACACAGCGAGGCACGUCUUUUAUGCUUGCGAUUGGAAGGAAUGCCUUAGCUUAAAAGACCUGACUGCCGAUUGUGCGUAAACUAGACAGCCGCGAUCAAUUCUUUUGUGCAAAUUCCCCUAAGGAAGGGUGCUGUUCCUCGGGGAAUUUGCAAACCACCGGGCGGGAGCAAAACUUUGACCACAGGCAGAAGCCGACGUGGGCCACGUGGAGGCAGCAUGCCGUGUUCUCAACGUGCGCCAACGGCCUGGGCUGAGCUGUUGCUAGCCUCCCUGCCCAGCCACGGCGCCGUAGGUUCGAAGAGGCACUAACGACAGGUUCAGCGGGAAACGCGCGGCUCCAGCCGGCUGCGCCUCUCGGGGCUUAUCUCCACGUGGAGCGUGCGCGUUUGGUGCCGGAGAACCCGGGAGUGGAAGGGCUUUGCCGGCGCUCCCUCAUAGGGUCUGGCUUCCUGCGGGGUUCAUUCACGGCCAGGGCCAUUGAGAGGGGUGGGGGAAAGUAUUGUCCCUCCCUUAGCAGACCUAAAAACUCACACCUGCUUUCGCAGAACAAGAGCUGCCGUGUGCCCGGUGGCGCAUUCUUCAUUGCCUGUUUUUACGCACUGAAGGAAAGAGGGGAGGAGAAAGAAAGUUUCAUCAUCACUUCGGAGUGCCGAGCAGACUUAUAAAAACGGCCGGCUCCCGCUCUUUCGCCCUGGUAGCUUUCCAUACUGGCUCAUAGGAAGGUGGCUACGAAGGCAGGCACCUGAUCGCAGGAGAGUAAACGGGGUGCAGAGGCUCGGAGCUCCCUCGUGCUUUGUCUCCCCAGGAGUCGGCAGAUUGUGCUGGACGGGCCAUGGGGAUUCAGCCAGAGGAAAAGGGCAAAGCGCCGAGAAUCGGUAACAACAAGAGUUUCAGCACCUGCUCCGGGAACAUCUUCUGUAACAUCAAGGUGUUUGUGGCCUGCCAUAGCCUGCUGCAGCUGUCCCAGCUCCUCUACAGUGCCUACUUCAAGAGCAGUCUGACGACCAUCGAGAAACGCUUUGGUCUCUCCAGUGUGUCCUCUGGCUUUAUCUCCAGUUUACAUGAGAUUGGCAAUGUCGUCCUCAUCGUCUUUGUGAGCUACUUCGGCAGUCGAGUUCACCGGCCUAGAAUAAUUGGCCUGGGAGGCCUACUGUUGGCACUGGGGGCUUUCCUUCUAACUCUUCCACAUUUUCUCUCAGGCACCUAUGAAUACUCAUCAACACACUUCAAUGCAGGUAACGACAGCAGCAGUACCAGCUCUGAGCUCUGCAACAAAAAGAAUGAAUUUAUGUGUCCAAGAACCAACGUGAGCAUCCAGAGACAGGACAGCACCAUGUGGGGAAUAAUGGUAGUUGCACAGCUAUUGGCAGGAAUUGGGACAGUCCCCAUCCAGCCUUUUGGGAUCUCCUAUGUGGAUGACUUUGCUGAGCCAAACAACUCUGCCUUGUACAUAGCAAUCUUAUUUUCCAUUGCGGUGUUUGGCCCAGCUUUUGGCUACUUGCUUGGCUCUGCAGCACUGCGGAUAUUUGUGGACUAUGGGAGGGUUGACAUGAAGGAUGUAAACUUGCUUCCGGGAGACCAGCGCUGGAUUGGAGCCUGGUGGUUGGGGCUCCUCAUUUCGUCAGGCUGCUUGUUGCUCACAUCUGUUCCCUAUUUCUUCUUUCCUCGAUAUAUGCUCAAAGGGAGGCAAAACUCUGUGGACAUCCUGAAGAAGAUUGAGAAGGCUAAGGCGGAGGAAGGAUUCCUGGUAGAUUUUAUUAAAAAAUUCCCCCGAGGCUUCUUGAGGCUGCUGCUCAAUCCAGUCUUCAUAUUAUUGGUCCUAACCCAGUGUAGCUUCUCCUCUGUCAUUGCUGGCCUCUCCACCUUCCUCAACAAGUACCUGGAGAAGCAGUUUGGUGCCAGCUCCUCCUAUGCAAACCUCCUCAUUGGAGCUGUGAACCUGCCUGCAGCUGCUCUAGGAAUGCUGUUUGGAGGCUUCAUCAUGAAGCGUUUCGGUUUCUCCCUUAAAGCUAUCCCACGGUUUGCCAUCAUGGUGCUACUUCUCUCCACCCUAUGCUCUCUCCCUCUCUUCUUCUUGGGCUGCCCCACAGAGAAGAUAGCUGGAAUUUAUCCAGCCCGUACAUCAAGUUCCCCAGCACAAGAUCAAUGCAACAAGGAGUGCUCCUGCUCAGACUAUCUCUUCCACCCAGUCUGUGGAGACGAUGGUGUAGAGUACCUUUCUCCCUGCCAUGCUGGCUGCCAUGCUGGCUGUACUGAUAUCUUCAGUAAUUCUACAUCCAAGAUUAAGAUCUACACAAACUGUUCCUGUAUCCACACUAAGAAUGGCCAGUCCUCAGCAAAGACUGGAUCCUGCCCAAUCAGCUGUGCCCAUUUGCUACUGCCUGUGAUUUUCAUCAUCUCAUUUGCUGCAUUGCUUGCCUGCCUGAGUCACAACCCUCUCUACAUGAUGGUGCUACGGGUGGUGAACUAUGAUGAAAAGUCAUUUGCAAUUGGAAUCCAAUUCUUGUUGAUGAGGUUGCUAGCUUGGUUGCCGGCUCCUGCUCUCUUUGGCCUCAUCAUCGACUCCUCAUGCAUCUGGUGGAGGAAACACUGCAACAAAAGCGGAUCUUGCGCUUACUAUAACAAUAACUUCCUCCGCAGCAGGUAUUUAGGCCUCCAAGAGGGUUACAAAAUCAUCGGCAUUCUCCUGUUAACCUUAAUCAGCUGGAAACUGACAAAGAACAAGGAAUACAAUGUGCAAGACAAAGCUGCUGGCCUAGUAUAGCUCCGUGCUGCAAGAAGACCCAUCUCAAGUGCCAUUUUGUUCCAUGCCUUUAUUUACUAACAGUACUUAGCCUUUGUGGCUUAUUUUUUAACUGUAAGGGAACCAUUUCAUAUUAGCAGCUGAACUGUUAAACUUCUGCAUUAUCAGCUUCUGCCGUGAGUAGCCCAGCUAAAGCAACGUAUUGUCAAACGAAGAACAAACGGGGCUCCCGGUGACCAAGUAUCUAAUCAGUGUUAAAGAGUCGAUGUAGCCGGCGAAUUUUUUCAAGAGGCGGUCGCCAUGAAAAUUUCCCCAAGCUUAGGAAAGGGACACCCAGCAAGUUACAGCAAGGGAGUCAUCUUUUAGGAUUGCGCUUGCGCAUUCUCUGCAGCCAUCCAGGCAUGCCCAAGACGUGGAGGUUUCCUUUGUUCUUCUAAGCUGAUUGGCCUGACAGGUUGGAGGAAAAGCAAACCGUCCCAUGGAAAAACAUCAAAGCGACGGGAAUGACAAGCGAAAGCUGUUACAGUUGAAAGAACUGUGUAAAUAGCAUUUGAGGUUGGUGAGGAGGGAGGUGUCCUGGUUCCCAGUGGCUUCCUGUACUGACUGAUUCUACUGAACAUGUUGCAUUAUGCCAGGAUUGGCGAAGGUAUGGAACAAGGAGUGGGGGGAGAUUAUAACUCUGCUUGGCCCUGCCCACUGCCCUGCCUUCUCUUCUCCCCCCUCCCGUUAUACAGGUCUGGACAUAAAUUCCACUCAGUGUAUAAAGUUAGUUGUGAUAUAUAUAUUGAAUUUUUAAAUAAAAGCAACUUUUUCCCAA
Molecule: messenger RNA, 3739 nt
Organism: Rhineura floridana
Lineage: Eukaryota; Metazoa; Chordata; Lepidosauria; Squamata; Rhineuridae
Gene: SLCO2A1
Product: solute carrier organic anion transporter family member 2A1
Exons: 14
Coding region: 1012-2943 (643 amino acids)
Biological process (GO): sodium-independent organic anion transport; prostaglandin transport; transmembrane transport
Cellular component (GO): membrane
Molecular function (GO): prostaglandin transmembrane transporter activity; protein binding
Source: RefSeq, a predicted model, not a curated record